Messenger RNA from Biomphalaria glabrata, 1755 nucleotides. Its product is annotated as adhesive plaque matrix protein-like. Lineage: Eukaryota; Metazoa; Mollusca; Gastropoda; Planorbidae. The transcript has 2 exons. The record is from RefSeq and is a predicted model, not a curated record. Bases 1 to 1755 code for a protein of 584 amino acids.
AUGGCUGGGGAUUUGUUUGUGAAAAGGGAGACGUCGAAGCUGAAGAUGGAAGGAAGGAAAAGAACAUGUGUAGUUCAUAUCCCAUCAUAUCCCAUCAUAUCUCAUCAUAUCCCAUCAUAUCCCACCAUAUCCCAUCAUAUCCCAUCAUAUCCCAUCAUAUCCCACCAUAUCCAAUCAUAUCCCAUCAUAUCCCACCAUAUCCCACCAUAUUCCAUCAUAUCCCAUCAUACUCAUCAUAUCCCAUCAUAUCCCACCAUAUCCCAUCAUAUCAUAUCAUAUCCCACCAUAUCCAAUCAUAUCCCAUCAUAUCCCAUCAUACCCCACCAUAUCCCAUCAUAUUCCAUCAUAUUCCAUCAUAUCCCAUCAUACCCCACCAUAUCCCAUCAUAUUCCAUCAUAUUCCAUCAUAUCCCAUCAUACCCCAUCAUACCUCACCAUAUCCCAUCAUAUUCCAUCAUAUUCCAUCAUAUCCCAUCAUACCCCACCAUAUCCCAUCAUAUUCCAUCAUAUCCCAUCAUAUCCCAUCAUAUCUCAUCAUAUCCCAUCAUAUUCCAUCAUAUUCCAUCAUAUCCCAUCAUACCCCACCAUAUCCCAUCAUAUUCCACCAUAUUCCAUCAUAUUCCAUCAUAUCCCAUCAUACCCCACCAUAUCCCAUCAUAUUCCAUCAUAUCCCAUCAUACCCCACCAUAUCCCAUCAUAUUCCAUCAUAUUCCAUCAUAUCCCAUCAUACCCCACCAUAUCCCAUCAUAUCCCACCAUAUCCAAUCAUAUCCCAUCAUAUCCCAUCAUACCCCACCAUAUCCCAUCAUAUUCCAUCAUAUUCCAUCAUACCCCACCAUAUCCCAUCAUAUUCCAUCAUAUUCCAUCAUAUCCUAUCAUAUCCCAUCAUACCCCACCAUAUCCCAUCAUACCCCACCAUAUUCUAUCAUAUCCCAUCAUAUUCCAUCAUAUCCCAUCAUAGCCCAUCAUACCCCACCAUAUCCCAUCAUACCCCACCAUAUUCUAUCAUAUCCCAUCAUAUUCCAUCAUAUCCCAUCAUAGCCCAUCAUACCCCACCAUAUCCCAUCAUAUCCCACCAUACCCCAUCAUAUCCCAUCAUAUCCCAUCAUACCCCACCAUAUCCCAUCAUAUCCCAUCAUAUCCCAUCAUAUCCCACCAUAUUCCAUCAUACCCCACCAUACCCCACCAUAUCCCAUCAUAUCCCAUCAUAUCCCAUCAUACCCCACCAUAUCCCAUCAUAUCCCAUCAUAUCCCAUCAUAUCCCACCAUACUCCAUCAUACCCCACCAUAUCCCAUCAUAUCCCACCAUAUUCCAUCAUACCCCACCAUAUCCCAUCAUAUCCCACCAUAUGCCAUCAUAUCCCACCAUACCCCAUCAUAUCCCAUCAUAUCCCACCAUAUUCCAUCAUACCCCACCAUACCCCAUCAUAUCCCAUCAUAUCCCACCAUACCCCAUCAUAUCCCAUCAUAUCCCAUCAUACCCCAUCAUAUCCCAUCAUAUCCCAUCAUACCCCACCAUAUCCCAUCAUAUCCCAUCAUAUCCCAUCAUACCCCACCAUAUCCCAUCAUAUACCAUCAUAUCCCAUCAUACCCCACCAUAUCCCAUCAUAUCCCAUCAUACCCCACCAUAUCCCAUCAUAUCCCACCAUAUCCCAUCAUAUCCCACCAUACCCAACCAUAUCCCAUCAUACCCCAAUAGACUAAGACAACGAUUCUAUCCAAUGGAUUAUUUCCCACCAAAAACACCUUGGGAGUGA